Messenger RNA from Aspergillus clavatus NRRL 1, 780 nucleotides. RefSeq names its product glutathione S-transferase family protein. The coding region runs from base 1 to 780 and encodes 259 amino acids. The transcript is spliced from 3 exons. Lineage: Eukaryota; Fungi; Ascomycota; Eurotiomycetes; Eurotiales; Aspergillaceae. The record is from RefSeq and is a predicted model, not a curated record.
AUGACCCCCCCGCUAACCCUCUACCGCGGCUGGCUCUCCCCCGGCCAAUAUGUCUGGUCCCCCUUCGUCAUCAAACUUGAAGCCCGCCUGCGCUUCGCCGGCCUCGCCUACGAGUCCAAAGCCGGCUCAACCCGAUCCGGCCCCAAGGGCAAGAUCCCGUACAUCGAGAUCGCCGCCGCAGACGCACACGCGCCCACCGCGCUCAGCGACUCCACGCUCAUCAUCAAGGAGCUGGUGGCGAGAGGCAUGCUCCCGGACCUGAACGCGGGGUUGGCGCCGGCCCAGCAGGCGCACGAUCUGGCGCUGCGGGCGCUGAUGGAGGAGAAGCUGUGUCUCUACCACAUGAGGGAACGCUGGGUCGAUAACUACUACACCAUGCGCGACCAUAUCCUCUCCACCCUCCCUGCCCCCGUGCGCGUGCUCGUCGGCCUCCUCAUCUACCGGGGUGUCCGCGCGACGCUGCACGGCCAGGGAACGGGCCGGUUCACCGCGGAUGAGAUCCGGGUGUUUCGUCGGGAGAUCUGGGAGCGCGUGAACGGCUUGCUUGUGGCGGCGAAGGCGGCGUGGCGCGGCGGGGAGCCGUUCUGGGUUCUGGGCGGGGAGGGGCCGAGUGAGGCGGAUUUUACGGUGUUUGGGUUUAUUGUCUCGGUGUUGGUUUGCGAUGCGGCGCCGGAGUCGCGGGCGGUGGUUGCGGAGUUUCCGGUCGUGAUGGAGUAUGCUGAGCGGAUUCAUGAUCGGUUUUUCCCCGAUUAUGAGAAGUGGGAUGUGCUGGCGUCAUGA